This is a messenger RNA of Coniophora puteana RWD-64-598 SS2, 968 nucleotides long. RefSeq lists its product as uncharacterized. NCBI's taxonomy places the organism in Eukaryota, Fungi, Basidiomycota, Agaricomycetes, Boletales, Coniophoraceae. The transcript has a single exon. The coding region runs from base 1 to 633 and encodes 210 amino acids. The record is from RefSeq and is a predicted model, not a curated record.
AUGCUCCGGGUUCUCUCCAGCACACAUCCCGCUCUCCCAACUGCAGGUGCUCUCCCUCGGCGCAUCAAGGCCCGCAUGACCUGCUCAACGCCCAACAAGCCCACCCACAUGCUCGCCGUGUACCCGUCUUCGUCGGGCCCUGCGUGUGCCUCCUCACGCAAAAUUACCCUCCUCCCCGCACACGACAUCAUCCUCGCCGCGCACUGCGCCAACCUCCCCGUCUUCCCCCCCACCUCGCUGUCCUCUGCCCCCUCGAGCCCACACUCGGGUGUAGACGGCGCUGUCGAGACGCUCGACCUGCCCGUGCUCCCGCUGUGCAUCCCCAGCCCAGAGACGUUCCCCAUCCUCUCCACCUUCCUAUACACCCGGCGGCGCGACCACCUCCUCUCGUCGCUCGUCCCCGCCGGCCUGCUCCCCGCGAAGCUGCGCCCAGCGGGCUCGGAGGCGGCGGCAGGCCAGAAGGUCACCGCCGUGUCGGUGCUCGCGCACCUGCACCGCGUGAACGCUGUCUGGCGGAACGCGUGCGCGCUCGGCACGAGCGACGAUAAGCUCUGGGAGGUGCUCAUCACCGCGUGGGAGGUGCUGCUCCUUGCCCUCGGCAAGGCGACUGGCACGCAGAUUCCGCCGCUCUGAGGGGUUCACGCUCUGCCUCCUGGACGAUGAUGGCUGCAAAAGAGAAAGGCGACGUUGUACGAUGAUGUAAAAUACUACAGCACGCGUAUCACCUGACGCGCGUGCCCGCCUUUUCUUCUUAUUCUCUUUGCUUUCUUUGGAUCUUUUGUUCAUUGUUGCCGUUGCACCUCUCAUCUUGCAUCUUAGGUUUACGCAGUCCUCUUGUCUCUUCUUUCUUCUUUCUCUAUACCUCGCUUCUUUUCCCUUUUCCCUUCCUCACUUGGUUCCUACGUUAUUUACUAAAUAUUGUCGGAUUACUCUACUGUACACAAGUUUGUUCGGUUCGGGUUUCUUGC